ACCUUUUUUUUUUUGGGUGGCAUCCAUGUGCAAAAAGCAAUCUGCAAAGAAAUUAAAACUCUUACAACCAAUCCAUCCUUUCUAUCAAAAUCUUUUACUUUUUUUUUCUUGAGCUUCCAUUAUUUCUUUUGAGAUUUAAGUAUCCCAUGUCCAGCUCUAAAGGCAUGCUCUUGAUUAUUUCUCCCUAACAUGCGGUUUUCCAACAAUUUGCUGCUGCUGCUGCUUCCUCUUUUUCACCUUUAUAACACUCUGCCCCAUCACAACCUUUGCUUCUCUGUGUUGUGUUCUCUCUCUGCAUGACUUUCAGCGGAGCAAAAACUAAAAGAAACCUCGUUUUCUGCAGACUUCCCCUCUGGGUUUCUUCUUUUUCUGCUGAGUAGAAAUGGGAAUUAAGGGAGAAUUGGUUAGGAAUGUCUUCUCCAGGAAUCGCUCUUUCAAGACCCAUCAUGAGAAAAAUAUGAGGAACAACAAUUCAGUGGAAAGGAAAAAAUGGCACUCUGUUAGAUCUUACCUGUGUGGCGACGAGUACAAUUUAGUUCUUGCGGAGGAAGAUGCAGCAUCCAUUAGAAGCUCUGAAGCAACUGUCACGCAGCCUGUUCCAGAGACACAGGUUUCAACACAGAAACAAGAUCCUGAACCGGAGGUUUUGGAUUUAAGCUCCCAAUUGAAGCACCAAGAACAAGCAGCACUCAUCAUCCAGUCAGCAUUUAGAAGCUUUCUGGCUCGGCGUCAAAAUGAAGAGAUCAAAUGGGGGGAUUGGAAGAAGGAGAUCACUGAGGGAACAGAAAGCCCAAGCAGAGAAUCUCUAAGCACGUCGGUUGAAGUUUUGACUGGGAAUUCUGAAGCUUUCUCUGUUCAAGAAGAAGGAAUUGUUCUUUCCAACCGAAUCCAGCAGAAACCCAAAACCCAAUUACAUAAGCUGAAGGAAGAAUGGGAUGAUAGCACAGUGAGUAGCAAUGUAUCGAGAAUGAGGAUUCAGAACAGGCUAGAAGCAUCAACCAGGCGUGAAAGAGCACUAGCUUAUGCUUUCUCGCAACAGCUUCGAAUCUGCUCCAAGAGAAAGCUCGCAAAAUCUGACGCUAUGGAAGCAAACAUGAGCUGGAGCUGGCUUGAGAGGUGGAUGGCCACCCGCCUUCCUGAAGGCUCCUCUGUUGAAACUCACACGAGGAAGCCAACGGAAGCCAUCGACAACAGUCAAAGAUUGGUGCUAAGCCAAAGACUCUUUGAUAUAGGCGGGGAAGAAAAGGAAAGCUGCGGAUCUAAUGAGGUAUCUGUAAGAUCUGUUAACUUCUCUGCGGAUGUUGUGCAGGGCACAGAUGGUAACUUAACUAAGAACAGAUCAAAGGGUUCAAGUUACAUAUCAAGGAGGAAGACUGUACCAAGCCUUCAGCAUCAUGGAGAUUUUACAAAGGUGAGCAAACGGGACUGGGUAGCAGAGACUGAAAGAGAUCAAAGGAGCAGACUAAAGCAAGCUGGGGAAAGAGGAGAAAUCAAAUGUAAUGAUGCAUAUAUCAACAGUUCUCCGAAUUCCUCUCCGGUCGAAUCCAGAAUCGGUGUGUAAAUCUGGAAAUUGAAACCUUCUUGUUGAUCUUUGAUGUUAUUUAUGUUAAGGAAACCCCUUGUAUAUUAAGGAUAAGAACUAUCAUAAACAGUGAGGAACCAAAACUUAAGAUGGAUGAUAAUGCAAACAAGCCUUAAAUAAA
Molecule: messenger RNA, 1703 nt
Organism: Momordica charantia (bitter melon)
Lineage: Eukaryota; Viridiplantae; Streptophyta; Magnoliopsida; Cucurbitales; Cucurbitaceae
Gene: IQD33
Product: IQ-domain 33
Molecular function (GO): protein binding
Source: RefSeq, a predicted model, not a curated record